Molecule: messenger RNA, 705 nt
Organism: Diachasma alloeum
Lineage: Eukaryota; Metazoa; Arthropoda; Insecta; Hymenoptera; Braconidae
Exons: 1
Coding region: 1-705 (234 amino acids)
Source: RefSeq, a predicted model, not a curated record
AUGUGCAACGCACCAACCCCCUGGCCCGAGCUGCUUCCCACCGUCAUGCUCGGCCUCCGUACCUGCAUCAAGGAGGACCUGAACGCAUCUCCAGCUCAACUCCUUUACGGUACUGAGCUCAGGAUUCCUGGAGAAUUUUUCGUCUCAGAAGAGCUCCCAGCGGACCCAAACUUUUUCCUGGAGAAGUUCAGAGAACACAUCAGGAAAGUUCGUCCAUCAUCCACCGCUCAUCACAUCAAAAGCGGCUGUUUUCUCCAGAAAAACCUCUACACUUCCACCCACGUCUUUGUGAGGAUUGACGCAAUCAGAAAACCGCUCGAGCCGCCUUAUUCUGGCCCCCACCGAGUCGUCAAAAGGAUCGAUGACCGCAAAUUCGUCAUUGACCUAAACGGCACUGAAAAAAGCAUCUCGGUAGACCGACUCAAACCAGCAUAUCUUUCCAAGGAGUCAGCUUCACCCCCAGCAUCUCCAGAGGAGCCCAGACCACCUGCAGCACCUGAGAAACGCAGCCGACCAGCUUCACCACCACCAGUGCCUGAUUCAUGCCCAUCAAACACGAUGGAUAGGCCCUUGAGUACGUACCCUGCAAGGAAGAGAGUUUCGUUCCCUUCAUUUGUACCAGACCAGGUCACUGGUGUUGUGUGUGGAUUUUCAAGUCUAGUAAAUUCCAGAGGGCUCGUGGGUAAGUUGCCCGUGGAGUGCUAA